Molecule: messenger RNA, 2819 nt
Organism: Mizuhopecten yessoensis (Yesso scallop)
Lineage: Eukaryota; Metazoa; Mollusca; Bivalvia; Pectinida; Pectinidae
Exons: 2
Coding region: 583-2658 (691 amino acids)
Source: RefSeq, a predicted model, not a curated record
UACUCAAGCAUGCGUAGUCAAUCUGUACAACCAUACCGAUAACAAGUGCACGCUGAUUUAAAGUAAAGAAAAAACUUUUACCAGGUGGAAUACGUAAAGAGAAAAACGGCUACGCCUGAUCCGACAGUAAUGGGAUUAAUUACUGGAUAUUUAACUUACGAUACGCCGAUUUUAACUUGAAAAGGAUUAAUAUAUUUCUACCUGGCGAAAAAUUAAAACCAGGUGCGGAUUUAGGUGUAUUAAGUUAAUAUCUAUUACAGUUUUUUGUUCUAUGUUUGACCACAACUUGACCAGGGUCUGAACAGCGACAUAUACCUGGAGGGUAGACCCGUUGUACAUUGCACAUAUGGUGGAAAACAGCGCUAAUUGGAUUCACAGGUACACCUGUUUGACGUCAUUCUAGGUGAGAAUCUAUUUACGGCAUUUACAAGUAAACCAAUCUGUUCAGGCAGUUGAAGACACUUGACAUAAAUACAUGUAAUCAUUGUACAUAGUGGAAUUGCAAGCGGAACUUGGAAUUGUGUUUUUGAAUUUUCUUCGCCUAUGAUGGAUUAAAAAGAACGGAUUGACAACGGAUCAAAAAUGAAGAAUACAAUGAUUGCCGCCUACGUCCUUUUGACCUUGACCUUGAUGGGUUCUGCGCAGGCUGACUGUGUAUUUCCAUUUUACUUUAUGCAUAUUCCUUGGUACUAUAAGAUUGCAGCGAGCAAAUCAGUGAGAACAAAGGUAGUGUUCACGAAUAACGAUGUGACAUUCAUCUGGCAACAGUUGCCAAGUGAUUACAUCAUCAAAAGUGAGACAUAUGAUUGUGAAGAAAUGGCAGAAAUGAAUAAAUUUAUUUUGAAAUCAUUUGAUGAUGACGGAAUUAUGGUGUAUAAAUGUUUGGAAGUCAUCGAACGGAGUAAAUCAAUCAUGCAAUUUCGGGAGUCAAAAAGUCAGGCAACAAAAUCCCCGUCCCUAUGCAACCCGGAGAACCUCGUUUUGGAUCCGUGGCUCGUGGUGUCAUACAACAACAUAGAAUCGGACAAUUCGCCCUGUCCGUUGAACGCUGGUUACAACAUGAAAAUUGCUGACGGUAAUGGCAACGAUCAUGGCUGUAACUUUAUGGACCUACCUAUGCGGUUCGAGAGUGAUUGUUUAGCAGGUGAAGGGAUGGUUUUGAAUUUCCGUAAACACGAAUGUACUAGUUUCCUAUCAACUGAAAUUCUACAGAAAACCAUCUGUGUUACACACUGGGUCCAGGGCAGCUUUAUGUUUACCAUAGUCCGAAAACACGAGAGUGGGGAUAUUUGGUGUUUACGGUUCCCGAGUCGGAGGUUAGGGAAAAACGUCAAGGUGGAACUAUUUACUGAUAUUAUAUGUCCGGACGAUUCACCCUCCAAUCACAACAUCAAAUUCUUCACUCUUUAUCUCGAAAAAAUAGUCCAGAUGGAGUUAUGUGCGGACGAAUAUUCACAGUGCUCGCGUAAACCUUGUAUGUCAUACAUCCGUGAUCAGUGUCACAAAUCCUGCGGGAAAUGUAUGGUCGACGAACCGCUACCAAUAUGUUCAUUUCCAAGGCGAUUUCGAGGGGAAUGGUAUCUGGGAAGCUCACAAACAGAAAACAUAAACAUUUCCGAGUCUGUUAUGCAAAUUGGAUCGAUCGGUCAUUUCAAAUGUGUCGCUUUUGCAGAUUCACCACCAUCAAAAGAACGAAUAUAUACGACAAUAUCACUGUUUGAAAAUGGCUGCCGACCGCGAUACACUUGUUUGGAUUUAAAACGGAUAAGUCCGUCCGUUAUUGGGUUUUCCAUUAGUCAGAGUUUUGUGUGGCCCCUCAAUGACGACCGGCCCGGUGAAUCGAUCUGCAGCAAAGAAAGGUUUGAACCCGAUGAUGAACCCAUUGGUGAUCGAUACCGAUCGUUUCCAAAUGCAGCAAAGCCAAUACUUCCGGUUUCUCGGAGUCUUGUGCCUACACCGUGUCAUCUAAAAUCCGUGCAUAAUUACUAUGCGCAGAUUAAAAGCGGAACCGGAUGUAGAGGCAGAAUGUACCAGGAUUGUAAAAAUUCGUCACUCAUUCGCAUGGAGUUCAACAGAUGUCGUACUCAACAAGAACCGUUAAAUUUCAUGUGCGUCGCAACUUUCAAAGGAAGAUAUUGGGAGAAACUACUUAUCCUGGUAAAUCUUAACAAUCUGUACGACUCAAAGUGCCUGGCGUUUACGUCACUAAAGCCCAUGGAGGCAUUAAUGUUACAUUCGAGUCAGUGUGAUAUGUACGCCUGGUCGUACUACGACUCUUCGAUACGCUCGGCGUACAUGCAUUUCCAACUUGAACCGAAAGAUGAGACCUGCAUGGAUAUACCUUUCCCUACUACAACAGCACUUCCGGCCAUAUCCGAAGCAAACAAAAUGGUAGAUGACACAUCUCUCUCUGAUAAAAAGCUACCGAACCCUUCCCUGAUGAGGGACGGCGUUCCUACCCCAAUAUACAAUAUCCCAAGUAAAUCAGGGGAUUCUAAACCUUCUUCCAAAAAUACCGGAGGUUUAAAUAAAGGGGAGGUAAUAAGUGACUCAGAAAAUAAUGCGCCAAGAUAUUUAAUGUCGGCCUAUUCAUUGUUAGUAAGUUUAUCUGUUUCUGUAUUUGUUCUUAUUAUUAGGUAUGGAGAUGAAGGAUUUUAGAUGUGAAAGAAUAAACAUGUUAUUUUCGUUCAUACAUGUAUUAAAGUUACCGGACUCUAUCGAUCCUCAGAAUCUUGUUGGAAGAAUAAAUCAUAAGACAUGCCUUUAUACACUUCAAAAAUCAUAGAAUCAUAUUUCAGACAGUAUUUGCAAUAAGGAUU